Molecule: messenger RNA, 1590 nt
Organism: Amyelois transitella
Lineage: Eukaryota; Metazoa; Arthropoda; Insecta; Lepidoptera; Pyralidae
Exons: 14
Coding region: 1-1590 (529 amino acids)
Source: RefSeq, a predicted model, not a curated record
AUGAAUCGCCAAGGGAUGUUAGCUAUCUUUAUUUCCUGUUUAUGCUACGUGGCAUGCGACCGUUCUGUUCCUGUCUUGACCUUGGAAGUACAGGCAGAUGAUGCCAAUAAGACAACAGAUAAACAGCAUAUGAGGUACUUCCCGUUCACGAUGCUGAUCGACAAAUCGCAGGACACAAGUCAGUAUUGGCGCGAAACUGAGAUUCUGUCUCUAGUCCGAAAUGAUGAGGUCGAUAUAGACUACGAGAGGUGUGAGCGGACCGCGGCUAGUGCCCACGUGGUACAGCCGCCCAGCAAGAGAACCAUCAGGCCUAUUUGCAGGACAAGGAUUGAUUAUCACGUCUGCCCACAGUGUCCACACUUCAGCAAUUUCACCGAAUGUGAGCUGUUUCGGGAUUCUUGCAAAGAAAGAAGGGUUCAGCCUUCUGAGUAUCGCACGUACUGCGACCGGAAGUACGGGAAAUGGCGCACCAUGUUUCUGCCGGCAGACUACACUCAGUGCCGAUGCUGCGACGAGUGUAUCUUUUAUAGAGAACUUGAUCAGUCGUGUAUUCAAGACGAAUACAAUUUUGAUUCAGAAGAAUUCCUGCCGGUCACUUCCAUAGAUUUUAGGGCCGGCUGUAAUCCUUACUGGGGUCAUCCUGAGCAGGAGUUUAGGGCUUUACGGUGUGACAAGUCAUUGCGAAGAUGUGUUCCGGUUACCAGUCCCACGAUGCCAAAAGACACGCUUAUAAAUAUGCGUCGUAACUUCCGUUACUCACCGCCGACCCACGGCAAAGACUGUCCCACGACUUGUAGGGGGUUCGAGUGUAUGCUGCUGUAUGCGCACGAGUGGGACUGCCCUCCCGGCGCGUUCAUACCGGACAAGGACCAGUGCAACUGCUGUGGCCAUUGCAGUUUGUUCUUCCAACUGGACCAGAAGUGUGCUGAAUUCAAGAAGACUUAUCACGAUGUAAACGGGUCUAAGGAAAUAGAGGUGGAGGAGGAAUUCCUGGAGCCGGGCUGUGAUGAUGGUCUGGUCUGCAGACAAGGUCGCUGCCAGGACAUACACACCGUCAGCUCAUCAGUGUUCGCCAGUCGUAAGAAGAGGGAUGACGAUUCUCUGACAGCCAAUGAGCCCUGUAAGACGGAGCUGAAGUUCUUCAAGAAGAAGUAUGGUCCGGACGGUCACCUGCAUUACAAUGCGCCGCAGUGCACCCCUCUGUGGCUCUAUUCUCCUGUCCAGUGUCGUCGUUUCAUCUGCUAUUGCGCCCUAGAAGAUGGUACUUUUAUUGAGGGGAUCAAGGUGCCCCGCGUCGAGGUCUCCAAUAUGAACUGCGAUUGCGCUCGUGAGAAGUGCCGCUCCGGCUCCGACGUGGAGUGCGACGGCUACGGUAACUACCGGGAGGCCAUCUUCUCCUCGCAAAUGGACGACGACCAGCUGGACAGCAGCGAUGACAGUUCCGAAUCUGAGGAGAGUGUACAUCGCCACGGAAGAGAUCUGAAGACCAGCAUAGCCAAUGUUUGUGAAGCCUCCAAUGACCAAGGACAUAGCGGAAAAAAUAGCACAAACAAAACUAACGGAGAUGUCUGCCAACCUGGCAAAAUGUGA